GCCGCCGCGCUGCGCGCAGCCGUUCCCGCGGCGGCCGGCGGGCGGGCGCGCCCCGCGACAUGUAGCCAUGGACUGCAGGACCAAGGAAAAUCCAGAAAGAACCUUUGACUUGGUAUUGAAGGUGAAAUGUCAUGCCUCCGAAAAUGAAGAUCCGGAGGUGCUGUGGAAGUUCCCAGAGGACUUUGCAGACCAGGAAGUACUACAGACUGUGCCAAAGUUCUGCUUCCCCUUUGACGUUGAAAGGGCGUCUCGGAAUCAGGUUGGACAGCACUUUGCCUUUGUGCUGACGGACAUUGAGAGCAAACAGAGGUUUGGGUUCUGCCGACUCACCGCAGGAGGCAAGAUCUGCUUGUGCAUCCUGAGUUACCUGCCAUGGUUUGAAGUAUAUUACAAGCUUCUAAAUACUCUGGCAGAUUACUUGACUAAGGAACUGGAAGAUGAUUUGAAUGAAACUCUGAGAUCUCUCUAUAACCAUCCAGUACCAAAGGCAAACACCCCUGUCAACUUGAGUGUGAACCAAGAGAUAUUUUUUGCCAGUGAGCAAGUUCUGAAAGAGCAGCCCUCCUUAGCACGGCAUUCCUGCUUCAUUGCCCCUGAUGUAACUGGACUACCAACCAUCCCUGAGAAUAGGAACCUCACGGAGUACUUCGUGGCCGUGGACGUGAACAACAUGCUGCAGCUCUUCGCCAGCAUGUUGCACGAGAGGCGCAUCAUCGUCACGUCCGGGAAGCUCAGCACCUUAACCGCCUGUCUGCACGGCUCGGUCGCCCUUCUGUACCCGAUGUACUGGCAGCACAUAUACAUCCCGGUGCUCCCCCCGCACCUGCUGGACUACUGCUGUGCCCCCAUGCCGUACCUGAUUGGAAUACACUCCAGCCUCCUAGAGAGAGUGAAAAAUAAAUCAUUGGAGGAUGUGGUUAUGUUAAAUGUUGACACAAACACUUUAGAAUCACCGUUUAAUGACUUGAGCAGCCUCCCAAGCGAUGUGGUCUCGGCCCUGAAAAACAAACUGAAGAAGCAGUCCACAGCUACGGGGGAUGGAGUGGCCAGGGCCUUCCUCAGGGCGCAGGCGGCUUUGUUUGGAUCCUACAGAGAUGCUCUGAGAUACAAACCUGGUGAGCCCAUCACGUUCUGCGAGGAAAGUUUCGUAAAGCACCGUUCAAGUGUCAUGAAACAGUUCUUGGAAACCGCAGUCAACCUCCAGCUUUUUAAGCAGUUUAUCGAUGGUCGACUGGCAAAACUAAAUGCAGGAAAGGGUUUCUCUGAUGCAUUUGAAGAAGAGAUCACUUCCGGCGGCUUUUGUGGAGGGAACUCAAAGUCAUAUCAGCAAUGGGUGCAUACAGUCAAGAAAGGAGGCGCACUGUUCAACACGGCAGUGACCAAAGCAAGCCCUGCUGUGCGAACGGCGUAUAAAUUUGCCAAGAAUCACGCAAAGCAGGGGAUAAAGGAGGUGAAGAGCAAGCUCAGACACAAGGAAAACGAGGAUGACUUUGGGACUUGUUCCGGUUCGGUGCAAUACACGCCCAUUUACACGUUACAUGGAGAGAGGGGAGGAAACCUAGCCAGACGGAAGAUUUCCCAGCCACGGCUCAGGCCUUUGAAGAGCCUGGACGGAGCCCUAGAUGCUGACGAUGAGGAGGACGCCGAGAGAGCCAGCAAGUUGUCCUCUGAAGAUGGAGAAGAAGCUUCUGCUUACUUCUAUGAAAGUGACGACUCCCUUGAAACAAGAGCAAAGGCUCCUUCGCCGGGGGAGAUGGACCUGCUGGGCGAGAUCCUGGACACGCUGAGCACACACAGCUCAGACCAGGGGAAGCUGGCAGCGGCCAGGAGCCUGGACUUCUUCAGGUCGAUGGACGAGAUAGAUUACAAGCCCACGAACAAAUCCAACGCGCCCAGCGAGAGCGACCUGGCCCUGCUGUGCAGUGGCUCCGGGGACCAGGCCGGGUGGCACCGGGGCCAGGACGACAGCGCCCUGCUCGGCCGGCAGCUGCCUCCGUCGCCCAGGAAGCGGCUGUCCUCCGGCGCGGGCACUGACCCUCUGUUCAUCCUGGAGGAGGAGGCAGCCGAGCGACCCCUUGGCGUUGGCGCGGAGAGCCGGGCCCCGGCGCAGGGGCAGCCGGGCCCCCCUCCAGGCGCCGGAGCGCCCCCUACAGAGAGGAACGAAAAGCUGAGCCCGACUGCGGGCGACGGGGCGGAGGCCGGCCUGGGGCGGCGCCUGUCCACGUGCGUUCCCUGGGAGAAGGAAGGGCAAGACGCCCCCGAGACCGCAGCGGGGUCUGGGCUGCUUCAGGAGGUGGUGUCCUUGUGUCACAUCACGUCUGCUUUCCAACAAGACCUGCACAUCUCAGGAGGGCGGGCAAGCGGGAACCAGGCUUAAGUCAGCGAACGAAGCGCCCGUCGCGGGCACCCAGCCUUCCACGGAGACGUUCAGGAGCCCACCGCCCCGCGUCGUAAGCAAGGGCUGGUCAGAAAGGCGGCUCUUCUGCUGUCUGAAGUUUUCAUUUGGGACACUUCCCCGUCCGCGCGUUUGUCUCGUAGUAUGUCGAUGACCCAUUGAUUUUUAAACGUAAAGCUAAUUCUCCUACUGUGCUUUUCAGUCAGGUAUGAGUUUGUAUGUAUGUGUGUAUGUUGAAAGUAUAUAUUGAGCAUCCGAUUUCCCAGUGUUUGGUGCUUAACGCCACCUAUUUAAGUUAAGUAUGCAUCUAACCCUUGCACAUAACCAGUAGUAGCUACUGUACUAACCUGGUUGAGCAUGACCUGGCCAAGAUAUCAAAACCUAUCAGAACUAGCCUGAACCUGUUGACCCACUAAUUGCCUUAAUCCUAAGCCUAUAUUAAGCAUACUUACCUAAUUUAUGGGAUUCCGUGUAAAUUCUGAAAGAUAAGUUAUGUGUUCUGCAGAGCAAUAAUGCCUUUUUCGAUCAUCAAAUCAAGGACAGAAUUCAUAUUUUCAAACUUAAAAAGCUCUCUUGUGGACAUUGCAGCCAUGUUUUCCAAAAAGUAUAAAGGUACACACAGACAUACCUGUCACUCAGCGAAAUACAUGAAGUGCUGAAUUACAAUGUGAAAGUAAUGACUGCUGUUUACAAACGACACUUUAAAUUUCUUCACAGCCUCUUUUUGCCUUCGCUAACUAGGAGUCACCCCAGAAAGCCAGAUGAAACAAAGUGUCCUAGUAGAAAAAUGUUCCUGUCUGUUUUUCCCCUAACUAAUAAUCCUCUUAUCAGAAUGCUUCACGACAUCGCAGACUUACCGCUAAAAUAACUGACUUUAUAUUUUGCAAGUCGUAGGUCUGCAGGCCCCGUGCAGAGCAAGGGCAGCCUCUCCCUACUCAGCAGGGCCGCGGUGUUCAGGGCCCUGUAUCCCUGCAGUGCGUCUGCACAGUUCAUGAGCCAUGCUUCACGCAGAUUCCUUGGUUCUCCCCUAAGACCCUGUGUCCGUCCCGGGAUCCCGCGCCGGGCCCACCUUGCCCAUGGCUGUCAUACCUCCUCAGGCUCCUCUUGGAUGUGACCGUCUCUAGACCCUCCCGGUCUCUGACGACCUGGGCGGUUCCGAGGAGCACAGGUCAGGUCUGCUGUUGGAUGCGCCGCUGCUGGGCCUGUCCAGCGUUUUCCUCGUGGUCGCGGUGGGGCGGUGGGUCCCGGGGAGGGGCUCCCAGCAGAAAAGCGCCGUCUCCUCGCCCCCGCCUGCCCCCGCGGCUGGCAAACGUUGCUGGCCGGGGUCAGCCGCUGGCUGAGGGAGCGCUGGUCGGCCUCCUCCCGGGAAAGCCGCGCCUUCCCUCCGGGCCUCCUGCCGUCGGGGAGGAGACACCAGCACGGCCUCCCUGAGGCCGGGGCCUGUGCUUCCGGUCUGACGCGCGGUAUCCACACACACUGCUUGCAGUUCUUCUGCAUGGGACUUGGUCUCUCCUCCCUCAAAUUCACUGUCACACUUGGAAGUUCUGAGAAGGAAUCGCGCAUUGAUUGCGUCAUGAUUGGCUAGACUGACAGGAAUAAUCAGGAGUGAACAACAGUGAUGCUGUGCUUCCUCGAUUGUUCGCUCCUUCAGUACAUGUACUCCAUGCAUCCCCAAUCUUGACUAUUUUCUUAAUUUAUUUUAGGAAAGGUUUGACAAGGCAGUCAAGAACUCCCAUCAAAACUGUGCUCUAAAAUAUUUACUGAAAUAAUUUUCAGUUAAGAUCCUGAAGAGGUUUUGUUAAAAGCACUGCUUAAAAAUACGUAUUCAGAUCGGUCUUUAACUAAUUUGAAGAAAAUAACCAAGGUUUUCUUUUUUAAGGUAGAUUCCAAAAUCUAAAUGGAUAUAUUUUGAGAGGACAGUUAUUCAUGUUUAUGAAGGAAGGCAGAUCUUGUUUUCCUUAUAAGGAUGAACUCUGUAAGUACUAAGGGUGAAAGUCUGUAAUCCUUUUUUUAACACCAAAGUAAGAUUCAAGGUUCUUGUUAAAUUUUGCCUUUAUAUACUCAUUACAAAAUUCCAUUUUAUAUUUAAGUAUAUAACAAAGAAGUCCAUUUAUCAGAAGAGCUAUUUUAAAUGAGGAGGAAAAACUGUCACUCUGGUUGUCAAUCUGCCGGUCAGAUAUUCUUCAUAAUUUUUGAAAAGAAUGUAAAGUAGCCCUUGACUACAAAUAUUGGAAUGAGGCAUUUUUUUUCCUUUAGAAUUCUCCAUCUGGAGAAUGGGAUCAUUGUGAGCGUAGCCUUGACAGAAUCUGGGUUUUAGUCCACUCGCUCAGUAAGCCUCAGGGCCUCAGAAAUGUGAGUUCUUCUCUUAGUCACCUCCCCAGAUGUCUGACCACGCUGUGUGGUGAGGACAGUCACCCCCUGACAAACCACAUUCGUGUUAAGGUAUUUUUAAGCUGCACUUGUGCCUUAUUUUAACACACAAAAUCAGCUCUGAUAGUCCACAUUAAAAACAAAAACUCGGCAAGCAUUCAUAUUUUAAACCGUUAACGUUUUGAGUAUUCAAAGUCUGCUCUGAGGCUAGACUCCCCUGUAUUGGUGGCUGUAGGGGGAAUGAAGGGACAUGGCGGUGAGCUCUGAAAGGAGAGUUCUCUGUCCUUACUGUGUUCAUGUUUUCUAACUAGACAGUAUUUUCUACUAUGUGUGAACUCCCCUGCUGUUUGAAUUUUUCUCCCCGGACGGAGCAACACCUGUCCUACACGGGACUGUAUAAACGAGUCCGACCCUUGGUUCUGGGGCCUGUCUUCACACAGCCUCUAGGCAGUCACCAUGCUCCCCAAACCCACUCUAUCUUUCACCCCAGAGGUAUUGCAUCCAUGGCAUUUCAGAGGAUAGCAGAGUCCCAUGUGCAUUGAGGAACUCUUGGUUCAUUAAGUGUCGUUAAGUGGUAUAUUUUAAUGGCUACCUACUUUAGCCUAUUUUAGAAAGGCACCAAAAUAAAGCAUGACUAUUUCUCUGAUUAAAAAUUAAUAACUCAUUUAAGAAAUAUUUAUCAACUCUUGGUACUGUUCAUAGGCAAGGUACAGUAACUGUGGACGUAGGGAAAUAGAAGAAUUGGCCUAGUCCCUGCUGUGCAGGAGCUAAUGAAAAGGAAAAGGAAUUGCAAGUCUGUUAAUAACAACAAUGAUGAUAAUAUAUUUUCCUUAGGAAUUAUUCAGCCAAGAUUCUAUCACCAAAAAAAAAAAAAAAAGCCUUUUAAAGCUGCUCAAACUAAAACAUGCUCUCAGUACAGAACCCCUUUUCCACUGUCAUACGACGUGCAAGAAUGCUGCUGUCUCGGAGACCUGCUCCUAAAGGACAGAUUCGGAGGCUCUGAGAAGCCGUGUGUUCUCGUCCAGCUGGCUGGCCGGCCCCCUCUGCUCCCCUGGACCCAGGCAGCAAGGCUCGGUGCUGAACGCGGCCCCUCGGGACCACCCGGGACCAGUCUCUCCACUCCGCUCAGGAAGAACUGAGCGUGUGGACGCCUGUUGACGGCAGGGAGUUUUUGCUGUCUUUACCCUGAUAACAGCAUUCUCUGCAAACACUUCCUCCGCACCCCACACACUUAAAAGCUGUCUGCGACGUCUGCUGUGGAGUCUGUACUUGUAUCCUAACAAACAAGACCCAGGAAUGCUAAUGAAUUCAUCGCUUCUGAAAUAAGGUGAAGAGGAAAAAAAACUGUGACUGUUCUCGUAAUGAGUAGAUCUUCCUUCUUCUUUUUCUAGAAUAUCUGGAUUUUCAGGAAAAGGUUAUUUUCAUGAAAAAAUUUUCUAAUGUGAAUUCCAUUUUGUUUCACAUACAGGAUCCUGAUUCUGGGUGGAUAGCUGUAGAUCAGAACAUAAUGAAAGGAUGUAAAAUGAACCCCAGACCUAAUUCCCCGAAAGCACUUCUUCAUAUAGGAGAUGGUUUCUUACAAACUGUCAGCAUUUCCUCUGUCUAGCCCAGGAAUUUGUUCGUGUCUGUUUCUUAAAUCUUAAGAGGCCGAGUUCUUUUGAGCAAAUCAGUCAAUGUUUUGAUUUGGUCAAGAUAGGGAAUUAUGUGUAUUUAGAAAGAAGCAUAUUUUAUCUUGAAAACAAUAUAGGAUUUUGUGCAAUAUUUUUUUUCUUGCAUAAUUUAGUUCAUAUAAAUAUGCACAUCUGCUUUUCAAGCAGAUACCUUAAGGUCAUGUUUUUCAGUAUUUGUGUAAACUUGUAUGUAGCAAUGUUCCAUGUGAUUUUGGGGAAAAAAAAACUUUUUACUGUUGGCAGGAGAAAUGUUUUUAUUUAAAAUAAUUAUGAAUAUUGCAUUAUUGUAUCAUAACUAACUGCCUCAGCAACAAUGAAUAUGCAAUAAGAAAAUCCCGAACCUUAGAUUAGUAUUGACAAUACUUUGAAAGAAAUGUAUAUAGUGCAAAAUGCUGAUUCUUCAUUUGUACGUUUCACAAAUGCUCAGUUCUGUAUCACGUAAAUUGAGAUGGCAUUUGUACGGUGAUGACCGAACCAUUAUGUUGACUGUAAUAUCCUUUGUGAUGCAUCUCUGGUAAGAUUUAUAAAGGGCAUUGCCAAUACUUUUUGACUGUCUGUAAAUUAAGUUAAUUUUUGUAUAAUGUACAGUUUGUUUAACCUUAGAGCUUCUAUAGAUUUCUAUUAUACUUGAAUGAGGCAGAAAAGCACUGUGGAAAAUCUGUAGCUCUGGAUGCGACAUGCAAACAUACCAAAAAAAAAAAACAACAGAACAAGGUACUGAACAGCAAACUUAACCAGACGCUUUCUAUCCAGAAAGCUGUAUUUUUUCAAACCAGACUUAAAUGAAGUAAUUUAAACUAUAGCAGUCUUUUAUCAUAAAGGAUUGCUAAGUCACAAAUGAUUACCUCUUUGAUAUGAUACACCUCUGAGCCUCUUCGUCUCUGUGUUACUCCACGUCUCAGAAGAGAGCCCUGUUGAGGUACGUUGACACCUCUGCCCUUUGGUAUAUUACAUAACUUCCAGGACAAAAUUUGACUCUGUGCAUCCUGGAUUCAUCGUGUGUAUUGAGUCACCAUCCUUCAGAUGGUCUAGUUUCCACCAAAUAAUCAUAUACCAAAAAUGAGAUUUCUUGAAUCUGUUUCAAUUUAGUACUUAGAGCAAACAAAUGUGAACUGCAUGACAUCUACAGUUUAAAAUGCAUAAAGCUUUUUACACAAAAAGUACAUAUGAGGUUAAAAGUGGAACUUUUCCAAAGCUUAUUUCUCUUGCUUUAAACGAAUAACUGUCCGGAAGGACUGACUCGCUUGGGCCUUGUGCUGGACAUGACGUACCUGCACACACCUGCCAUCACCGAGGUGUGUGCCGUCGUCCUCGCAUCCUUGAGGCUACAGGAUAAAUCAUCUCUGACCUUGACUACUGUCGGGAGGACACUGUGUAAAAGUAUUGUUUGGGGGAUUUAAAAAUAUAUGCAAAAGUCAAUAUUGGAUGAACAACACAUUACCAUGAAGUGCCCAACAAUGCAGGUUGAAAAUAAAGUUGGUCAUAAUCAAA
Messenger RNA from Cervus elaphus (red deer), 7926 nucleotides. It is a transcript of the gene DENND1B, whose product is annotated as DENN domain containing 1B. The coding region runs from base 68 to 2377 and encodes 769 amino acids. Gene Ontology annotation, cellular component: intracellular membrane-bounded organelle; cytosol; nuclear speck. Gene Ontology annotation, biological process: T cell receptor signaling pathway; endocytosis; endocytic recycling. The record is from RefSeq and is a predicted model, not a curated record. Lineage: Eukaryota; Metazoa; Chordata; Mammalia; Artiodactyla; Cervidae. Gene Ontology annotation, molecular function: phosphatidylinositol phosphate binding; guanyl-nucleotide exchange factor activity. The transcript has 23 exons.